CGUCACAAAAAAGUUAUUGUUUCAAUCUGAAAAUAAUCAUUAUCGAUGGCAUCGAGGUGUCAUAUAUUGGUGUUAAUGUAGAAUUUAAUAUCCUGAAAAGGUUUUUGAAAAAUAUGAUGUAUAUAUCACGUUAUUUAUGACAGGACGGUUCAUUUCUCUACUUACUUUGACGAUCAUUAUAUUGUUAAAACAAUAGAAAUCUAAAGUACAACAACUAAUAUGCGAGGAAUAUCAAUAUGGAUAAUCGGUAUGGUAUUUGGAAUGAUACGUGAAACAGUUAAUGCUGCAGCAUCAUAUGGAAUUGGUGAUUGUAAAUUCUGGGAGUAUAAAUGCAAUUCAGGUGAUUGCAUUAAUAUUCGAUUCUUUUGUGACGGAGUGAACGAUUGUCCAGAUAAAAGCGACGAGAUAAUUGAAAGAGGCGAUGCCGCAUGUGGAAAUCCACUUAACGAUUUCAAUCAACAAUGCAAGUUACCUGAACAAUACUUCUGUGAUAGUAUCCAUCAUUGUUACAAUAAAACAGACGAAAAUGACGCAUUAUGCAAAAAUAACAAAUACGUCAUGCAGUGUAUAUUCUAUGGUCAUUGUUUGAAUAAGUUGUUUGUGAAUUGUGGAGAUCAACCGGGUUUUCAAUGUUCAAAUAAAAUCCCUUGUAGAGGUGAUAUAUGCUCUCGCCGUGGUGGUGCAAGACAUAUUAUUGAUUUGACAAAAGAGUGUGAAUCCAUAUCAACAUUCAGUUGCAACUCCGGAGAAUGUUUGGAUCCAGAUAAAUUUUGCGACGGAAUAAUAGAUUGCAAGGAUGGUAGUGAUGAAGUCAUACCAAAUGCUACAAACAUUGAAAUAGGAAUAUCCUGCAGUAACAAAUGGAAUAAUGUUGCACAGCAUUGUGUUUUACCUUCCAGAUAUAUUUGCGAUAAUAUUGAUCAUUGUGAUGAUAGAGUUGAUGAAUGCCAACCGGAAUGCAACCAUUCAUUUCUAUGUAACAACGGGAAAUGUCUUUGGGGAAAUAAUACCGUACCAAGCACUUGUGAUGGAAAAGAUGAUUGUGGUGAUUCGAGUGACGAAUGCAAUUCCAUGUGCAGUAAAAAUGGAAAAAAUGUUUUUUAUUGCAAAGAUGAAAAAAAAACUUGCAUCGCCAUUGAAUUAUUCUGUAACGGCCGUCGGGAUUGCCCGGAUGGAAGCGAUGAAAUUAUGACCAGCGAUGGGAACGGAACAGUAUGUGCCAACAGAUACAACCCUACAGGAUUAAGAUGCCUUUUACCAGAACAUCAUAUGUGCGAUGAUGUUAAACAUUGUAAAGACUACAAAGACGAAGAUUCAUGUAAAAGUAAUAAGCACUUCAGAUGCAGAAAUGGCGAGCUCAUCUACGCCACUAAGGUUUGCGAUUUUCGGGAUGAUUGUUUCGAUUCCUCGGAUGAAUGUGGAAGGCCAGGGUGUAAUAAACAUUUCACUUGUCCUAAUAAUGGAAAAUGCAUUGCUUUUAAUAAAUUUUGUGACGGAAAUGAUGAUUGUGGAGACGGAAGUGACGAAAUAAUGACAAAUUCGACAGGAUUUAUGUGUAAAAAUGCAUUCAACCACUUUAAUCAACAAUGUGUUUUACCUGAACAAUAUGUUUGCGACAAUUUGGACCAUUGCGUGGGAAGAUCUGACGAAUGUGGACCAGAUUGCCAAAAUUCAUUUUUUUGUAAAAACGGUGAAUGUAUUCAUCGUAUGAACUUCUGUGAUGGCACAAACCACUGCGAAGAUAAAAGUGAUGAACAGGUUGCUGUAUUUGGAUUUAAAUGCGAUGUUAUUCAACGUUUUCGCGAUGAAGUACGUACUUGUGUUCUUCCUCAAAAAAUGUUGUUUGAUGAUGUUUUUGACUGCAUCGAUCAUUCAGAUAGCUGUAAUGAAAACGAAACGUGUUUUAGAUGUAUGUCCGAUAAUUUCUAUGUUUCGAAAAGACAAGUAUGUGAUGGAAUAUUUGAUUGUCCUGAUUUGAGUGAUGAAUGUUUCUGUGUACAACAAAAUAAAAAUAUAUCAGAAAUAUGCACAAAUUAUUGCCAAUUAGAAGAUUCGCUAUCGUGCGUCAGUUGUAAUAGGAACGAGAUAUCUUGCAGUAACGGGAAAACAUGCAUCAGUAUAUCGCGUGUAUGUGAUGGAAUACAAGACUGCGAAAAUGGGGAAGACGAGAAUGCAUGUAAAGAUAAAAUAGAGAAAGAUUGGUCAAGUGAGUCAGCGGUUUAUACCUUUACUUGUGAUGAGAAAAGUGACCAAGGAUCUGCUAUUUAUGCAACGCUGUGUGAUGGUAUCCCGCAAUGCCCUUUCGCUGGAGAUGAAUGCAAACUUUUAAAACCUGGAAUGAGUGAAGAUGCUCUUGAUCGUUCAUUUUUCUGUGGAAAUGAAACAAUUGAAGUUUGUAAGAGUUUGGAAAUAACGGACGACAUUCUUCACUGUCCUGGAAACCCGCAUCAAUUUCUAUCAAAAGAAAUUUGCGACGGUUUCGAAGAUUGUGAAAAAGAUAUAGCAGACGAAUUAAGUCCUGAUGAACGGAACUGCAAAGACAGAGUGAAAUGUCCAACAAGUCGACCUAAAGAGUCGUUAAAUCAUAAAAGCUAUGAUUCAAAGAAAAUAUUUCAUAGAAAAUCUACAAUUCAUAUUAGCAGUCUUUGUGACGCAAGAAUUGAUUGCGAAGGAGAAGAGGAUGAGGCGGAAGAUUUGUGUCAGGGUGAAAAAUUGCAAAGAUUUUACUGUGAAAGUAGAACACUAGGAGAAAAUAGUUCAACAAAUCCGGGACCAUUAUUUGUUUCGAAUAAGGAAGUGUUGGAUGGUAAGCAACACUGUAACGACGGCAGUGAUGAAUGUCCAACUAAGCUAUUUUACGACAAUAUGUUUUCCUCGAGACAUAGGAUGAUUAAAAACAUGAUUCUCAGUGUCGCGGUUUGGUUGAUAGGAAUAUUGGCAUUGGUUGGCAAUAUUACAGUGAUGUAUAACACCGUAAGGAAAUUACGAUCACGGAGAAGGUUUUCAGCUAUGAUGAGAAGCAAUUAUAUAUUAGUACUCAAUUUGGCAACUGCUGAUUUUCUGAUGGGGAUUUAUUUGCUUGCUCUGGCGAUACAAAACGCAGCAACAGACGGAAAAUAUUGUCGCUAUGAUAGAGAAUGGCGAACUGGAUCAACAUGUGCAUCACUUGGAAGUCUCGCCAUGAUUUCAAUUCAAGCUUCUGUUUGUUUUCUUGUUAUAUUGACUACCUAUAGAAUGAUAUCACUGUUAAAGCCUUUACAUGUGGAAUCACUGAAAGUCAGAUACACUAUUGGGUUUGUUGUUUUGGCUUGGUUCUUUUCUUUGAUCGUCGCAAUCGCACCUAGACUUCCGGAUUUUAAAAACUAUUUUGUAUCCUCGGUGUUUAUCUCUCCUGGUGUUUAUUUUUUCAAUACGAACACUCCAACUAAAAAAGAAAUGGAAACGUUUUCGAGGACACUACUAAAAUAUUCAAACGGAUCUAUGGUUUCAACUGACAGUAUGUCUUGGCAGCAAAUACGUGAUACAGUUGAUAAUCAUUACCCGGAAAAUUGGCCUGAAUUGCAUAUUUUGGGGGAAUUUGGAUACUACAGUAGCCACAGUGUAUGCUUGCCGCGAUUGUUUGUGAAGGUCAAUGAUAGUGCAUGGCUCUACUCAAUAUUCAUCAUGAUAUUCGAUUUGAUAUCCUUUUUGUACAUUAUGACCUCAUACAUAAUAAUUUAUCACGAUGCGGCACGUCAGGGAGCCAUGGGUCAAAACAGAGCUGCAAUAGAAGAAAAUAGAACUUUGCAGGCUCGUAUCACGCGACUAGUCCUUGCGGACUUUUUUUGCUUGGUUCCGGUCUGCUUGACGGCAUUUCUCAGUGUUCUUGGAGUCGAAAUAAAUCCGGUAGCUUAUGCUAUAGCUGCAAUCGUUCUUCUACCAAUCAACAGCGCAUUGAAUCCUAUUCUAUAUUCAAAUGUUUUUGGAAUUUUAUACAAAUCGAUGGUUGCUUCAACUUCGUCAUGCCGCAAAAAGAUAACGUCGUCCCAGCAAAGAAGAAAACCUUACGCACAAAAUUCACAAGUAACAACGUUACCAGAUCAACGUAACUUUAGUUACAAUAGAUAUAUGACAUCAAUAACAAACGAAGAAACAGAGAGAUUGCGUCUAGAUAGUAACGCCUCUAGCAGAGCCGGAAAUAAUGGAAACUUGUCUACAGAAAUAACGAAAACUACAGUUUUGAAUGACUGAAACUUAUAUGAAGAAAAGCAUUAUCACAAGAUAACUUUGCAUGGCAAUACUUGUCUGUGUAUCUACCCUUCUACGAUCGCUAUACUUGCUGCGAUAACAUUUUAAUUUUUGUUAUGUUCGUAAAUAUAUACAACAUUUAUAAUGCAAAUAUUCUUUCAACAGCAAAUAAAUAAUUCAGUGCUGUAACUGUUUGCCUAUAUUAAAAUGUAAUAUUAUUUAACUCUUUUUCAUGCAUGCAUGCAUGCAUGAAUAGAAUGAACGUUCUACGCUCGUUUUGAGAUUGCUUCGAAUUGUUGCAGUUCUUACAAACUGAUUUAUCUGUUCAAAACUAUCAUUCUUUUAACCAUAUUCAACAACAUGAGCUCAUACGUACCGAUAGCUAAUUUUGGCCUGGUCUAUUUAUCGCAGCAUUCGCGGGAAGAUAUUUUGAGUAUUGCAACUAAACUAAAGCUCCUCGAAAAAUAUGAAAAAAAUCAAAGUAUUCAAUUUGAAACUAAUUCUGGAAAACACAACUGAAAACUGACAAAAAACACGAGAAACGACAAGAACAGGGCAAACACCGGGAGAAAUCUUAAACAAGGAAAACUCCGAGUCGAAAUAAUAAAUCUAACAAGUCCUUUGUGAAUCUCUAUUGAACCUUCUUG
Molecule: messenger RNA, 4874 nt
Organism: Styela clava
Lineage: Eukaryota; Metazoa; Chordata; Ascidiacea; Stolidobranchia; Styelidae
Biological process (GO): activation of adenylate cyclase activity; hormone-mediated signaling pathway; adenylate cyclase-activating G protein-coupled receptor signaling pathway
Cellular component (GO): plasma membrane
Molecular function (GO): protein binding; G protein-coupled peptide receptor activity
Source: RefSeq, a predicted model, not a curated record